AUGUCACCUAAUGUACAACUAUCUAAUAGAGACAAUUCUAAUAGUUUUUAUUCUGAAUUUGAUCUAAAGAAAAAAAUUGGCGAAGGCUCGUUUUCUGAAGUAUGGUUAUGUGUGCAACGAAGCAACGAUCGAGAAUAUGCAGCAAAAAUAUUGAAAAAAAAUUAUGGAUAUACAGUGGACGCUGAGACAUGGAACGCUGUAUCCGAAGUUAAUGUAUCAAACUCGUUGGAAAAUCAUCCGUUCUUACUUAUGCUCAAAAGCGCAUACCAUGAAAAAGAAAACGGAAAAAUUAUUUUAGUUUCGGAAUUGAUGAAAAAAUCAUUGUACGAUAUUAUAGAAAACGGAGAAUGUCCACUAUCAGAAUAUAGAAUUAAAACUUAUAUGUAUCAAAUGUUGGAAGGCCUUAAGUAUUUGCACGAGAAUGGCUUUAUCCAUAGGGAUAUCAAGCCAGAAAAUAUUUUGCUGAGAUCGCAGGACAAGAUAUUAAAGAUUGGUGAUUUUGGGACCACGUGUCAUGCCAUUAAUGACCUUCAGUACCUAGAAUACGUGGCAACCAGAUGGUACCGCUCACCUGAAUGCUUAUUAACACGAGGUUGGUAUAAUUCAAAGAUGGACAUUUGGGCCACGGGAUGUGUACUUUAUGAAAUAGCUACCGGCCUUCCGUUGUUUGAUGGUCGAGAUGAAAGUGACCAAAUUGAAAAGGUUGACCGGGUAUUAGGCUCUCCAGACCAAAAAUUAACUAAAAAAUUUAAAAAACAUAAAUCUGAUGUGUUCAUUGAACGAUACGAAAUUAAUAAACGAAAUGAAAGAACCGCUGGAGUUGGACUACAUUCAGUGUAUCAACCAUACCGCCCAGCAUAUGAAUUAAUGAAAGACAUGAUAGUAUAUGAUCCAUCCAAGAGGUAUUCAGCGAAUCGAUUAUUACGAAAGCCAUACUUUUAUGAGAUUAAGGAUACUGAGUAUGAAUAUAAAAUGAGAGAGUUUGAAAAAUUGCUAUGUAAUAAAUCAAUAGUUAACUCAUCCAAAAUAAAUCAAAAAUCAAACACAACAAUAUCCAGGCAGUAUACUAUAAUUAAAAAGCAAGGUCCUGGUGGAGAUAGUAUCCACAAUUUGGAAACUCAUUCGGUAAAUGCUGAAACGUUUGAAAGAUUAUCUGCAAACAAAAGUAAAAAAAUUGAUCAACCUAAAUUGGAUAAAAUAUUAUGUUUAAAGACCAAUAAAAAAAAAUCUAUGAUCAUCCUAGAACCUGGAAAUAUCUGCCACGGAAUUCAAAAACAAAAUACACGUAAUAUAUGUUCAAAGGACAAUACAAAAGAUAUUUCUCUGUCAAAAAAAAAGUUAACGGAAUCAGUAUCGACUUUAAACAAAGGCUCAGAAGUAAAAAAUGUUGGAAAUAAAUUUGUCAACCGUCCACCGUUCAAAUGA
This is a messenger RNA of Metopolophium dirhodum (rose-grain aphid), 1425 nucleotides long. RefSeq names its product MAPK/MAK/MRK overlapping kinase-like. Lineage: Eukaryota; Metazoa; Arthropoda; Insecta; Hemiptera; Aphididae. The coding region runs from base 1 to 1425 and encodes 474 amino acids. Gene Ontology annotation, biological process: protein phosphorylation; intracellular signal transduction. Gene Ontology annotation, cellular component: cytoplasm; nucleus. The record is from RefSeq and is a predicted model, not a curated record. The transcript is spliced from 3 exons. Gene Ontology annotation, molecular function: protein serine/threonine kinase activity; ATP binding.